Molecule: messenger RNA, 4158 nt
Organism: Drosophila sechellia
Lineage: Eukaryota; Metazoa; Arthropoda; Insecta; Diptera; Drosophilidae
Product: ras-related protein Rap-2b
Exons: 7
Coding region: 864-1787 (307 amino acids)
Molecular function (GO): GTP binding; GTPase activity
Source: RefSeq, a predicted model, not a curated record
UUUUUCCCGGGAACUCGACGCAGCGUGUUGUUCCAUCGCAUCUCCCCCAAAACAAUUUUCAUCUCAACAGCUACAAAAACAGUCCACUCUUAGCAGAAAAUUAAAUACCACCCUAGAUAAAAACUAAAGGGAAAAUUUGUUAUUUCUUUCGUACAUGGCAAAGAUUCUUUUUUUACUUGUGUUUCUGUGAUUUGAGUGUUUGAAAAAUUUAACACACCAAAGAAGUAAUUAAUUUACAAGUUUCAAAGUCAAAGCCACCUCGGAGAACAGUACUCAACAUAAAACACCAAUUAAAACGAGAACAAUUGGAAACCCAAGCCUUGCGGGACAUAGAUCUCCAGUCCGCUGGGAGUAAGGAGAGUAAAAAGUCAAUUAUUUGAAAAAAAUAAAGUUGUUCAACUGUUGUCGUUGUUUUUUGUAGUUCGAUGUAUCUUUGAGCUAAAUCUGCAGCUUAGGGCGUACCUUUAAAGACCGGCGUACUGACCGCUUAGGUAAAGGGAAAGUGGAGCAACAACUUUUACGUUAACAAAAGACAAUUUUUCCGCAACUGUGUCCCUAAGCAACCGAAGACAUAGCUUCGAAAGAAAAAAGUGAACAGAGGAAUACAACGCAAAAAUUUGCAUUCUCAAUAUAUUUGCACAUUCUGGUGGUAAGACGAAAAGCAAAGGGAUAAACGCUAAAUAGGCUAAGAAUAAGCUAAGUACGAUGGACUAACAGUUUGCCAGUGAGCGCUACAUUGCCAGCUAAGCUGCAAAUAUAAAACUGCAUACGAAGCAUGAACAUUAAGUCUUAAGCGAGGGUCGUUGAUUUAUCAGUAGCCUCAACAAUCAGGGAGACCACACAGGUAUUCCAAGGAUUACAAUAUGCGUGGCCGCCACUUACGCCGCCGAUUCAGCCUGCAGCCCUCGUUUAUGAAGGACGACAAUGCCGAGGAUAAGCCAAAGCGUGAAAAGGUUGGUAGAAACAACGCAGUAGAUGAUGCCAUUGGACCGGCCAACGCACGCCACAAAAUCGUCGUCAUGGGCUCUGCAAAAGUGGGAAAAACGUCAAUAAUCACCCAGUUUCUGUACAACACAUUUAGCACCAAAUACAAGCGGACCAUUGAGGAAAUGCACCAAGGCAACUUUUCCAUCGCCGGCGUGAGCCUUACCCUUGAUAUUCUGGACACUGCCGGCUCAUACGAGUUCCCGGCGAUGCGAGCUCUUUCCAUAUCCUCGGCGGAUGCUUUUAUUUUGGUCUACGACGUAACCGAUGCCACCACUUUUGAGGAGGUGCGCACAAUUCGCGAUCAGAUCCACGAGACUAAGGCCACUACCGCGGUUCCAAUUGUGGUUGUCGGGAACAAGAUCGAUCUCUUAGCAGAUGGAGAAACCGAGCGAGAGGUUGAGUACGCCACCACAGAAUCGGUAGUUACUGUGGACUGGGAGAAUGGAUUUGUAGAGGCUUCAGCUUCCAGUAAUGAAAACAUUACCCAGGUGUUCAAGGAACUGCUGGCCCAGGCAAAAAUAACUUACAAUCUGAGUCCGGCCCUCCGUCGUCGUCGUCAGUCGUUGCCGCAGCAGAUUGGUAACAAUGGACCCGGCACCCCGUUACACCACCACCAGCACCACACCCAGCACCACAAUUCUGGAGGUGGUACCUCCGCUUCUACCUCCUCUGCAGCCGCAGCUGCGUCGUCUUCCGGGGGAUCCGGAUCCCAUGCUCCUACACCUGCCCAGCUGCAGCACCUCCAAAGAAUCCAGGAGCGAAGUUUGGGCGCCAAACGCAAUUCGUGCAUCAUUUCCUAAACAGGGCAAACUAAAAAAAGGUCUAAUACAUAAUGGUUUUCAACACCUUUUCAAUAGUCAAUAACAACAUGGGUCGUAUUUCUAAACUCAAACAACAGAACAAAUAUUAACACAAGAGGUAGAUUCAUUCUAUUCAUUCUAGUCUUGUAAGGGAAGACAACUUUCUGGGUGAGCUAGAAUACAUUUUCUUAAAAACAUUACAUGUCGUCUAAUUAAACAGAUUUUUUUUUGUUCCCAAAGGAUAUUAAAACGUUUAAAAUCGCUUGAUAUCUGAAAGUAUAUUCUAAUAUAUUUUUGUCCACGAGAUUGACGUUAUCAUUUUCAAUGACUCAAAAGUAUUUCGAAAUUCUUUUAAGCAGAUUUAGCACUCUAAAAUUGUAUUUUGCAAGUAAAGAAAGAAGAAGGAUCAUAUAACUAAGCGGGGUAUUUUUAAAGUUGUCUCCCUAGGAUUUCCAAUUUUAUCAAUCUAAAAAAAUGAAAUCCUCAAUAUUGUAGAGCAAUCUCUACUCAAAUGUACCUCUAUCUUACUAUUAUUGCUCCAAUAACGUAAGUACCUACAUCACAAGUCUCUGGUUUCCUAAACUCAGCUUUUAGAAUACUUAAGUGUGUGACCAAAAAUUCAAUCGUCAAAAAAAAAUAUACAAAUCACUGAGAUAAACAUAUACAAUAACCCAAGACAAAUUAAUUUUUACAAGUACUUAGUUGAGUAUUUGUCUUAUCUGAUUUAACAGGAAUAUAUAAAAUUAUUUGUUCAUUAUUUGUGUAUAGAUUACACUGUACACAAUAAAUUUUUUUUGCAUAAAUGUGCUUUCUACAAGUUUCUGGUUCUUACAUUUCUUUUACGGAACAUUAUCUUAAGUUACAAAACGCAAAUGUUAACUCUGAGAUGCAAUUUGAAAUGAAACAUUUUUUAAAGGGAAGACUUAAAGAUUAUUUAUAACCUGUAUAUACAAACUUUUCUUACUUUGGCAAGUGGUGUCAUUAUAUCAAUUUUGGAAAGAAUGAUUUAUUUUAAAUAUGUAGUUUUAAAAAUUUUUUGGGACUCGUAGAGUUAAAGGAUAUACGUUAUUAGGUUCGUUGAAAAGUAUUUAAGAGGUACAAGUAAUCGUUUGCUACCCUUGUUUUGAUCUGUCUGUUCGUCCGUCCGUGUGAACGCUAUGAUUUUUAGUCAGUAUCACUAGCCGAUCGGCCAGAUCAGUCUGUCCGAGUAAAACCUGUGAUCUUAGGAACUUAAAAUGUUUGAAAGCUAAGAUUAGCAAUGCAGAUUUUAUAUAGGUAGACGCAGCGUUAGUUUCUUCUAGAAAAUUCUUACGACUUCUCUAAAACGGCCCAAAAUUGUCACGCACACCAACCUUCGUUAUGACAAAAGAAUAUUUACAUUUCUCCCUCGCACUGAGUGACGGGUAUCUGAUAGUCGAUAGACUCGACUAUGGCAUUCUCUUUUGUUUCAAAUUGUGCAAUGAUUAGUGAUUAGAUUCUCAAACUACAUUGAGUUGUUCUUAUUGUCAAAAUUUAAUUGUUAAAUUUCCCAAAAUUACAUUAAUGGGACACAACAAAUGCAGAUGAUUACUAUGAACAAAUUCCAAAUAUGGUCACGAAAAUGGAGAGUAUGCAAUGAUGGCAAAAAAAAAGACUGUAUUAAAUAAUUAAAUAACGAAGAAUGCACUUGCCUGUUGUGGGCGUUCAAAAAUGGCCAUAAAUAGGAUUGUUUUGGGACUCUUACUUCAGCUACUCUUUCCGUAGCUAUAUUCGGAAUGUGUGCAUCGUAACUUACAAAAUCUGUUGGAUCCCGCCUAGUUAUUUAUUAAUAGUUCCAUUUUGCAGCACAGUGUUAUACCACAUACAAAACCAUAAAGAAAUGGUAAUAAGAUUGAUAAAAAGAACUACGAUAGAAAUAAUUUUAUACUAUGUGAGUGGCGAACAAAAACAGAUUCAUACUGCAAGGUUAUAAAAUUACACAUUACACAUGAGGCAAUGGCCGAGUAAAUGCAAUUCACAUUUUAUACUAUUGCGCAUUAUGCCAAUACUUCAUAUUAUUAUAUUAAUAAAAACUUAUGUUCGAUUUUCAUCCUAUCUUAGAAUAAAUUAUUAUGUUCUGAGUAAUACGGAAAAUAGGCCAAUUUCGGAAUUUUCCUUAGGCGUCAAUUGACCCCUUUACCAAUGGUGGGAAAUCAGUGUUGAAAAGUGAAUGUGGAAGUUAAGACAGAAACCAAAAGCAAAUGCGUAGUUAAAAAAAGUAGCUUUAAUUGGCAAGAUAAAUCCAAUACCUAUCUUUAGAAACGUAAUGAGUGUAUAUUUGACUUUUAUUUCUCACUUUACGGCUAGCUAUUAUAUGGGUCAAAGAAGAAGAUUGAAACAAAUGGUUAAGAUU